AACUGCAUUACAAGCUCAGCUUCGGCGUCUGUCCAUUGCCUACCUCCUCCACUACGCGGCUCCCACCUUCCUACAUUUUCGUCUUCAGAGUUAAGACCACUUCACUCUCACUCCAUCUCCCUCUCUCUCUCUCUGCAAAAUCCUGCCAUGGCAGUCGUCACGAUCCACGACCACGAGCUCGACUCGGACAUCCACAACCUGUACGACGUCGUCAUCUACAGCAAGCAAGUGAAGACUCUCCUUACCACCUGCCCCUCCAUGGUCUCGUCCUGGAUCUCCGAUGUGGAAAAAAUCCACCGCCGCCGCCUCUCCCGCCUCAUCGUCGGCCUCGACGUGGAAUGGCGCCCCUCCUUCAGCCGCUACCAGAACCCCGUCGCCACUCUCCAGAUCUGCGUCGGCCACCGCUGCCUCAUCUUCCAGCUCAUCCACGCUGACUCCAUCCCUGCCUCGCUCUCCGACUUCCUCGCCAACGCCAACUACAGCUUCGUCGGCGUCGGGAUCGGCGCCGACAUCGAGAAGCUCGCCGAGGACCACGGCCUCACCGUCAGGAACGCCGUGGAUCUCGGCGACUUGGCGGCGCGUGAGUACGACGACCCGGGGAUGAAGAAUCGGGGGCUGAAGGACUUGGCGAGGAUCGUCCGUGGAAUGGAGAUAGAGAAGCCGAAGAGGAUCACGAUGGGGCGGUGGGACAAUCGCUGGCUCACUUGUGAACAGGUUCAGUACGCUUGCGUUGACGCUUUUGUUUCCUUUGAGAUCGGUAAAAAGCUCAUUACUGGGGCUUAAUUAAUUAAAAUAAUUAAUUACCCAAUUAGCUUAUGCGUUUAUAUGUGUACUGUGGAGUAUAUUAAUCUUCUGGGUUGCAGAUUUUAAUGGACGCUUGGGAAACAUUAUACGUUUGUAUUAUAGCCGUGUUUUAAUUUAGCCUUCCAGUUUGUUUAUAAAUUCUAAUGAUAAUUUUACUGUCUUUUUUUUUUUGGU
This is a messenger RNA of Morus notabilis, 978 nucleotides long. Its product is annotated as Werner Syndrome-like exonuclease. Gene Ontology annotation, cellular component: nucleus; cytoplasm. Gene Ontology annotation, biological process: nucleobase-containing compound metabolic process. Gene Ontology annotation, molecular function: 3'-5' exonuclease activity; nucleic acid binding. The record is from RefSeq and is a predicted model, not a curated record. NCBI's taxonomy places the organism in Eukaryota, Viridiplantae, Streptophyta, Magnoliopsida, Rosales, Moraceae. The transcript has a single exon. The coding region runs from base 148 to 783 and encodes 211 amino acids.